AAUUUACUGUUAGUGCAUAUUAGGGGUCCACAAAUUACGGGGUUUAAUUGCGCACACAAAUUGACAAAUUGUCUGCAGGGGAUAAGGAAUAACUUCCUGACAUAAUUCUAGAUCCGAUGACACUUUCUUUAAAAGUGGUAUAAGCUAAAAGUUGUUAUUAAGACAAUCUUACUCACUAGUUGUUAAUUGCUAUUAUUAAUUAUUAGUUAUUAGUUUUGAUAUAUACCGAUACAACAAAUUGUUUUGAGGUUCCGAAAUAUACGAAGAGAUAUAGGUUAUGGCUGCGAUGAGUGAAAGCACCCCGCUAAUUGAUACUUCGGUCAAAGAAUUCAAUAACCAACCAAAAAUACAAUUCAGACGUCGUACUACCCUCUUUAAAUCCAUAAUUGUACCAUUAGUGAUUUUAAUAAUUUUAACUGUGUAUACUACAGCCAAUUUAAUAAAGGUUGAUUUUUCUGAACAUGAAAUAAGGGGUGAAGAUGGGGUAUCAUUGAAGUUACCCCAUUUCCUCUCAAGACCAUUAUCAGUGAGAAUAUAUACUAAUAAUAUCAGAUUUGACAAUGUCAAUUAUCCCGAUAAAGGUGAAAAGCUGUGGACUCGUGAUCGUAAAAAGCAAGUUGUUAAUUCCAUUGAUUUCCAUACUGGUAGUUUAGGUCAUGCUAAUGUGGUGUGCUUACAGGAAGUCUUGUAUCACCAAUUACAGGAUGUAUUGGAAGGAUUAAAUACAAAUGCUGAUAAUGAAUAUCAAAAGUGGAGCUUUUAUGGCAUUGGCCGAGAUGAUGGUGAAAAAGCUGGAGAGUUCUCUCCAAUAUUCUAUAAACGUAAGGAUUGGACUUUAUUGGAAAAUGAAACUUACUGGUUAAGUGAAACUCCUUCGACACCAAGUAAAGGUUGGGAUGCUGUUUUACCCAGAAUUGUUACCCAGGUGACCUUACAAUCAAAAAUUAACCCAUUAGUGAAAAUUAAUGUUUUCAAUACACAUUUCGACCAUAAGGGUAGAUUGGCUAGGAAGAAGUCUGCCCAGUUAAUUGUUGAUAAGAUGGAGAAUUACAAUGAUUAUCCUUCAUUCUUAUGUGGUGAUUUUAAUACGGAACCUUCUGACCAACCAUAUAAAGUGUUGCUGGGCGCAGGAUUUAAAGAUAGUAGAUUACUGGUGGCUAGAGAUUUCGCAUAUGGCGAGGAAUCAACAUUUACUGGAUUCGAUAAAGAGAAUGAAAUAACCAAUUCAAUCAUUGACUAUGUCUGGUCUCCAUAUUAUACAAAAUCUAUCGAUGACGAUGAAGAUGAAGAAGAAGGUGAUAAUGUGUUUAUUGGCCUUUCAAAUUAUUUCAAUUCCGAGCAACAUAAACAUUAUAAAAUUAUUAUAAAGCAAUUUGGCAUUUUGCAUAACUUCUUCAAGGGUUUUUACUUUUCUGACCAUAGACCUGUGGUUGCAACAUAUGAGAUUUCAAGGACGAGUUUGUUUGCUGAAGAGGAAAAUUUAAGAUUAUCAUAAUUAUUGCUUAGAUACAUUGAGUUUGAUUUGUUUUACUUGUUAUAGUUUCGUCAAUUAUUAUUUAUUCAUUCCUAUAGUGGGUAGAGGGGUUUCGUAUAGUUUAAUGUAAAAGUUUGUAAAAUUUCACUGCAAUUGUUCCUGAAAAGUAACAUUGCCCGUAAAAGAGGAGAAGUAUAGGCUUUAGUGUUCUAAUAAAGUAACCCUUUCCUAUUGCAGCAAUAACGCAACUCUCAU
Messenger RNA from Scheffersomyces amazonensis, 1729 nucleotides. RefSeq lists its product as uncharacterized. The record is from RefSeq and is a predicted model, not a curated record. NCBI's taxonomy places the organism in Eukaryota, Fungi, Ascomycota, Pichiomycetes, Serinales, Debaryomycetaceae. The transcript has a single exon. Bases 278 to 1495 code for a protein of 405 amino acids. Gene Ontology annotation, molecular function: 3'-5'-RNA exonuclease activity.